AUGGACCGGGCUAGCCUAUAUUUCAUGAGCAAGGAUGAUAAGAACACCUUCGACUUCGACGAGACUUUACCCUCGCUUCCGCUGCCGGAGCUUAGGGACACCAUGGAGCGCUACUACAGCUGCAUCCAGUCAUUCGGCUCCAAGGAGGAGUUGGCCCAGGCCCGCAAGACUAUUGAUGAGUUCCAGAACGGAGUGGGAGCCCAGCUACACGAACAGCUCAAGAAGCGGGCGGCCGGCAUGAGGAACUGGCUGGGCACCUGGUGGGAGGACUAUGGAUAUCAUCUGAUUCGAAUGCCGCUGCUGCCCUACCAGCUCAUGGUCAUGCCCUCGCAAUUGGAGAUGGUGGGCGUGCCAGAGACACCGGAGUACAUGCUGAAAAGUCUGGCGCGCCACAUUCACCACUCGCUGGAGUUUUGGGAUCUGACUAGAAAGUCCAGCAUCAAACCGCUCUCCUCGAACGGCGGCAAAAUAAAGUACUCCUCCGCGCUGUACAAGCACUUCUUCUCCACGUGCCGCGUGCCAGGCGAGGAGCAGGAUCAUAUAGAGAAGCAUUUUCUCACCAAGGAUGAGGGCAAAACGCCGAGUCACAUGCUUAUUUCCGGCAAGGGACGCCAGUUCAUCUUCGAUUGUGUGCACGAGGACGACACUAUCCUCUCGGCUCCCGAAAUCCUUGUGGCCCUGCAAAGAGUGCGCAGCAUCCUCGACUACGAGCCGUUGGGCGAUUGUGUGCCCACCCUGAGUCAUGACGAACGCUCCACGUGGGCACGCAACCGCAACCGGUUGAGGGAAAUCUCAGUCGCAAACAAGGAGACGCUGCUUCUGGUGGAGAGCGCAUGCAUGGAGAUUUGCUGGUACGAGCAAUCUCCAAAGGACUACGAGGAGUCCUGCCAGCUGGGUCUCUACGGUGAUCUCCAUUCCCGCUGGGCAGACCGCAGCAGCAGCAUCAUCGCCUUCCGCAACGGACGCUGCAACUGGACGGGUGAGCACAGCUGCUACGAUGGCACGGUCAGCAUAAGUUACGCCACCUUCAUGCAACUGAGCUUCCUGGAGGUGCCAGAGCCAGACUGGGCAGAGGCCGAAAAAGGCAAUGUUUUGGAGGUCAAGGAACUGCACUUCCAGCUGGAUGAUUCGCUCAAAAGCGAGAUCAAGCGCGUGCAGAAGGAUAUUGAUGAUAGGGGUAUUGACGUUACUGUGACCUUCACUGCGUUCGAUGACUAUGGCAAGGACUUUAUGAAAACCCAUCGACUGCAUCCAGACUCCUUUGUUCAGGUGGUGAUGCAGUGGGCCUACUACCAAAUGCAUAAAGAAAUUGCUCCCACAUAUGAGACCGCUCUGAUGCGACAGUACUACAAUGGACGAACAGAGACCCUGCGAUCCUGCACUGCCGCUGUGGCGGAUUUCCUGAGGGCGUCCUCCAACAAGCAGGUUGGCGAUAUGUCACUGGCCAGGGCGUUCCGUAGGGCAGUCGAUGAGCACAAGCACUUCAUGAACGAGGCGCGCAAGGGACACGGCAUCGAUAGGCACUUGUUUGGCCUGUGGUGCGCGGCGUAUGAAAGCAAAAUGGACAUUCCCGCCUUCUACGACGAUCCGAUGUACACCAAAAGUGGCGGAGGAGGCAACUUUGUGCUCUCGUCCAGCACGCUGGGCUUCACAGCCAACGUUGGUUUCGUGGCGCCCAUGGUCUUCGAUGGCUACGGCGUCUUCUACUCCAUCACCUCUGAAGCUGUGUUCAUUAAUACCACCGCCUAUCGGGAUAGCAUGAAGACAAGCGCUCGCAAGUUCAACGACAUUUUCAAGGACUCAUUCCGCCGCAUCAGCGUUCUCCUGGAACAGUUGGCCAAGGAAUCCAAGCUAUGAAAAGCUCAUCUAGUAUUAAGAAAAGAUCUAAUCUUACUUUAUGUCGUCAUCGAAAUUCAGUUCUCGUGUUUAGUUCCGAUCAGAAAGUAGAUUUUUGGAUUCCUUUCCUUUUUGUUUUAAUUAGCACAAUUACCUAGAUUUUAACGAACAGUAAAAUUUAAAUAUAUUUUGUUUGAAAUUGGAUCCCUAGUCCAACCCACCUUUGAUCGGAAACUAAGUGAAAACGCGGACUUUGUAGGUAGUUUGUAAGUUAGUGUGUGCAGCAUUUGUAACUUCGUGUUAAACGUUUAUUUAAAUUCAAUGAUCGAUUAGUUUAUGCAAAUACAUUUCUCUCGGUAAUUCUUCUGUUUCAACUAAAAUGCGCUAAAUAAGCUAAGCGCCCAGCCGCUUCAAUACAUUAGCCGGCCCUAGAUACUACGUACAAAUUAAUUGGAGCUUGCGCCGAAUUACAAUAUAUAUAUACUCGUCUAUAUA
Drosophila mauritiana is the source of this 2331-nucleotide messenger RNA. Its product is annotated as peroxisomal carnitine O-octanoyltransferase. The record is from RefSeq and is a predicted model, not a curated record. Bases 1 to 1857 code for a protein of 618 amino acids. Lineage: Eukaryota; Metazoa; Arthropoda; Insecta; Diptera; Drosophilidae. Gene Ontology annotation, molecular function: carnitine O-octanoyltransferase activity. Gene Ontology annotation, cellular component: peroxisome. The transcript is spliced from 5 exons.